Messenger RNA from Zea mays, 2246 nucleotides. RefSeq lists its product as uncharacterized. Lineage: Eukaryota; Viridiplantae; Streptophyta; Magnoliopsida; Poales; Poaceae. The record is from RefSeq and is a predicted model, not a curated record. Bases 1072 to 1545 code for a protein of 157 amino acids. The transcript has a single exon.
GACCCCGCCGGGGCACUCGUCGGUGACGAUGACCGUGACGGCGCGGCGCGAGCAGACGCCGUGGUCGAGGCACCGCACCUUGUAGCAGGCGCCGCAGCCCUCGCCGGACUUGAACAGCACGGGGCUCACGGCGCCCACGCGCGCCUUCAUCGGCACCACGUCCACCAGCGUCCCGUACCCGCACGCGCCGCCUGAUCAUGGUUAAUUAUUCAACACACAGUACGUGAUAUAUAUAUAGAAAUAUUAGAGAGAGACAUGUAUACAGUAGUGCUCUGUCUACUAUGGAAUAAUAAUCCAAACUAAAGUUGGGCAGUGGGCAGGCAGAUCUAACCAAUGCUAGCCAAACGGCGCCAGAAUAUUUGUAGGGACGCAGAGAAAUGCAACUAGCUAGAUCGCUCUCGUGUAUGGACGGACAUAACAGCAGUUCCGUUGAGAAAUGAUCGAAAACUGGACCGUUGCCACACUGGUUGUCUGGUUCACAUGGUCAGGGUACAAAAUAAAAAUACUGUUGCGACCUGGCCUCGUUGUAAUAAAAUAUGUAUAGCUGUAACCUUUGACUUGCAAGUGAAUUACUGUGCACUCCGGCCAGAGUCCAUUUCAUCCAUUGACCAUUGUACGUACGUAACACAAGCUAGCUAGCUACAUGUAUAUAAAUAUAGUUGUAACUUGUAGUAAUUGACUUAUGGUGCGAUUGGUUGAAUGUACAAAGAGGUAUGGAAUGAGGCGACCACGUUUUCUAUAGUGUUGGGUUGAAAGUCAAGCGGGAACGAGGUGAACACCGGAGUGAUUUUUGGAGGCAGCGUGUUCUAAAAAUCGAGGGGACGGUGUCGCCCCCGACUCAACCUACUUUGACUUCAAACCAAACACACCAUUAAUUGCAAGGGAAUUCACCUCUCUAUACAUACAUACAUACUUGUGAGCCCGUUUUGUACGUGUCAGGCGGAAAAUACGUCAGAGUGUCGGUGGACUAAUUAACAAGUACGCGACCCGGCCGGUUGUUGGUUCCUAUACUAUAGUAAAAGUGGCGAGUGAAGGACCCGGCCGGCUCAGUGGAGCACACUGCACACGACCAUGGUGGCUACACGCUCCAUUGCCGGCCACCAUCGUGGCAUCGUACGCACGAAUCUUAAAGCCUCUCUCUGCUUGACGACAUUGUCUUUAAUCUACGUAUCAAGACACAGGUGUCCUUGCUCUAUCGGACUUGAAGGACACCAAAAUGGGACAAUAUAUGGGAAAAGGUAUUUACUUGGAAGAAAAAAGGAAAAUACUAGCCAUGCUUGCUGCGAAUCGAGAGGUUUAAGUGUCAUGCUUAGGCUGAGUCCAGUGCACAGCCUCCCUCUCGCCCCUGCCACGUCAGCUCUCGCCUGCACUCUCGCCCCUGCUGCUCCAGUGCACAGGCUGCAGCAGGCUACAGCCUCAGGCUACAGCACACGUGGACCAAUCAGAAGUCGCCACCUCACUGUCGCCUCCACUCUCGCCCGCGAAGACGCCAUCGCCAACGCGUCGCCCCGCUCUCGCCUGCCUAUCGCCGGGCGGUGGCAGUAGCGCCCGCCGGGUCGCUCUCGCCCGCCUCUAGCCCUGCUCUCGCCUCCUGCUGGGCGCUAUCGCUCUCGCUAUAGCCUGCAUUGGCACCAGCCUUACACUGCUCGCGUUUUAAUUUACCCCAAAAAAAAACGAGGAUCAUGGUUCACAAGCUUGGGUGUAAGUGCAGUCGCCAUUGUUAAUUCUUUACAGAGAGAGUGUCAUCAUAUAUACACUCUCUUCUACUCAGGACGAAGGAUGUUAGAAUUGAGUGUAGAGCCAUGGAGAGGUACAUUACCGUCGCUGCCGUCGCCCUCGGCGCUGCCGUACCAGGUGGCGGUGGCCGGGUGCCACUCGGGGUCGACCACCCUGUGCGCCGCCCCCGAAGCGUUCCCGGAGACGAAGAGGCACGCCGCGCACACGAGCCACGACGCGAGGAGGACGGAGAGGCAGGAGCUCGAGGAGGCGGCCAUGGCGCGCACGUGAAGAGCUAGCAGAGAAACGGCGGCACAAGCAGGCAGCGAACGCCUACCGACACUCCCGCUGUCCUGGUGCAGAACGAAAUGGCCGAGCUCGCUCGAGUGGUGGUGGUGGUGGUACCUCCUCCUCUCUCUCUGGGAUCGCUUUUAAGGCUUCGAGAAGCCCCAGUCCCCGAUGCGCUGAGCGCUCAGAGGCAGCCCCUCCUCCCCUGCAGAAAUGGCGGGCCGGGGAAGGGACAAUGGGAA